Molecule: messenger RNA, 2825 nt
Organism: Hyposmocoma kahamanoa
Lineage: Eukaryota; Metazoa; Arthropoda; Insecta; Lepidoptera; Cosmopterigidae
Gene: ND-75
Product: NADH-ubiquinone oxidoreductase 75 kDa subunit, mitochondrial
Exons: 13
Coding region: 3-2207 (734 amino acids)
Biological process (GO): ATP synthesis coupled electron transport
Cellular component (GO): membrane
Molecular function (GO): iron-sulfur cluster binding; NADH dehydrogenase (ubiquinone) activity
Source: RefSeq, a predicted model, not a curated record
AAAUGCUGCGCCAGCCGCUAUCCCGAGCGCUCGCGCUGACGUCGCCGAACCGCGUGGCUCCUCUAGCUUCGCUGGCUUCGCGUAAGCUCGCUUCUCAGGUGCAGCCAGCUCCUAACACUGUAGAAGUUUUCAUUGAUGACCAGCCAGUGCAUGUUCCCCCAGGCACAACUGUACUACAGGCAGCAGCAUUAGUCGGAGUAGAAAUCCCCCGAUUCUGUUACCAUGAACGUCUCGCCGUUGCUGGCAAUUGCAGAAUGUGUCUAGUGGAGGUUGAGAAGUCUCCAAAACCUGUAGCAGCUUGUGCUAUGCCUGUAAUGAAAGGCAUGCGUGUCAAGACUAACUCAGACUUGACAAGGAAGGCGAGGGAAGGUGUGAUGGAGUUUCUUCUAAUAAAUCAUCCACUUGACUGCCCAAUUUGUGACCAGGGAGGAGAGUGUGAUCUCCAGGACCAGUCUAUGGCUUUUGGUUCUGAUAAAAGUAGAUUUACUGCUAUUCACUAUGAUGGAAAAAGAGCUGUAGAAGACAAAGACAUUGGUCCUUUGAUCAAGACAAUAAUGACUCGUUGCAUACACUGCACGCGGUGCAUUCGUUUUGCUUCAGAGAUUGCUGGUAUUGAUGAUUUCGGAACUACAGGUAGAGGCAGUAGCAUGCAGGUUGGCACAUAUGUGGAGAAGAUGUUCUUGUCAGAGUUGUCAGGCAACAUUAUCGACUUAUGCCCAGUUGGUGCGCUCACUUCCAAGCCUUACAGUUUUGCAGCCAGGCCUUGGGAGACUAGAAGGAUCGAUUCUGUGGACGUCCUCGAUCCAUUGGGUAGCAACAUCGUGGUUACAACGCGCACCAAUGAAGUAUUGCGUAUUCUUCCAAGAACCAACGAGGGUAUCAACGAGGAAUGGCUAGCUGACAAAUCGAGGUUUGCCUGCGACGGUCUGAAGCGGCAACGAUUAGUGACACCGAUGUUGCUGGACAGCCGCGGGAACCUUACGCCAGUGGAGUGGGAGGACGCCAUGGUCGCUGCAGCACGCGCUUUACGGGACUGCCCACCCGAUAAGCUGCUGGCUGUGGCCGGGGAUCUGGUGGACGCGGAGGCCCUCGCGGCGCUGAAGGACCUAGUGAACCGCCUGGGCUCCGAGAACACCUGCACCGAGCAGUACUUCCCGCUCGAGGGGUCCGGCACCGACUUGCGCUCAUCAUACUUGCUUAACACCAAAAUUGCCAACGUGGAGGAAGCAGACUUCGUGCUUCUGAUCGGCACGAACGUGCGGUUCGAGGCGCCGCUGCUCAACGCGCGCAUACGGAAGGCCUUCAUCCAUCACGAUACCGACGUAGCGCUCAUUGGACCUAAAGUCGAUCUCACCUACGACUACAUUCACGCCGGCGACUCGGCAUCAAUAGUAAAAGACCUAGCAAGUGGUUCAUCAUCCCACGAAGUGGCAAAGAGAUUGCAGGCGGCAAAAAGACCCGUGGUGAUCCUCGGUGCUGAUCAAUUGAAGACUGCGGACGGAGCUGCCCUGUUGGCCUACACGCAGGAGCUCGCAUUUAAACUGCAGAACAACUUGCAGGAUAAGGAAUGGAAGGUACUAAACAUCCUGCAACGUACAGCUUCUCAAGUAGCAGCUCUUGAUAUCGGCUACAAACCUGGUGUGGGUAAACUCCUUCAAGCGGGACCCAAAGUUGUGUACCUAUUGGGCGCAGAUAGUGGCGUCGUUACGCGCGAGUCACUGCCUAAAGACACUAUUGUUAUUUAUCAAGGCCACCACGGCGAUGCGGGUGCGGCCAUGGCGGAUAUCGUCUUGCCGGGCGUGGCGUACACGGAGAAACGUGCGACGUACGUGAAUGCCGAGGGCCGUGCACAGCAGACGCUACCCGCUGUUACGCCACCCGGCAAGGCCAGAGAGGACUGGAAGAUCAUCCGAGCUCUAUCGGAAGUGGUGGGCACACCCCUGCCGUAUGACAAUUUGGAUGAGGUGCGGGGUCGCCUGGCAGAGCUGAGCCCUGCGCUCGUGGCCUAUGGUGAGGUGCCGGAUAACAACUACUUCGCGCAGGCCACGCAACUUGCACAGAGUUUCCAAAAACCAGUAUCAAGCAAGCUGGAUGUCCAGUUGAAGACCCUGGCGGACUACUUCAUGACGGACCCGAUCAGCCGCGCCUCCCCUACCAUGGCCAAGUGCGUACAGGCCGUCAUUAAACAGAAGCAAUCGCCCUAUUAGACACUCUAUUUACCUUUUCAUCUCUUUUCUAUAUAAUGAUUGAGCAAUGUAUAUUAUAGGAAGCGGUACUUGCCGUUUAUAGACCUCUGCGAUACCAAUCCGCAGUAUGCGAAAUGUAUCCUACCAUUAAAUAAUAAUUUCCAUUUAGAAUGCGCAGCAAUAGGUAAAAAAUGAAUGCCGUUUAUAUACAAACAUUUCCUUGUACUAUAUUUAAGUUAGCGACCUAGUAUACAGCCUGCUCUUUUUCGAACUACUUCAUAAAAAUUACAUUUCGCAUAUUUCAUCCCAAUCUGCUAACCUGUAUACACACACGUCUUAUACCACUAGAACCCUGAACGGGUGGGGAGUUUACGGAUACAGCUUUCAGCAGAUAAGCAGCAAGUACCCAAUGGGGCAUCUACUACUGAGUUUCGAUCUGGAUCAGUUAUUAGCAGAAGGUGUAAACAAUUAGCCGUAUGAGACUCAACGUCUGGAAUUCUUGAUCGAGGAAACAACAUUGUUAUUUAAAACUCUGAGUGGCACUGGAACUGUUAGGGAUAGGCGUGUCGCUUAUCAGGCACACGAUUUGUUCAUCCCGUCCAUCGAGUAUAUAACCAAAAAAUAGAGACGAAAUAAGGG